Molecule: messenger RNA, 2262 nt
Organism: Penicillium brevicompactum
Lineage: Eukaryota; Fungi; Ascomycota; Eurotiomycetes; Eurotiales; Aspergillaceae
Product: RNA polymerase II mediator complex middle subunit MED1
Exons: 2
Coding region: 1-2262 (753 amino acids)
Biological process (GO): regulation of transcription by RNA polymerase II
Cellular component (GO): mediator complex
Molecular function (GO): transcription coregulator activity
Source: RefSeq, a predicted model, not a curated record
AUGGCAACUCCCUCAGCCAAACCUGGCGCGACGCCUACCCACCUGUCCUCUCCUCACCCCUCCUCCGCGCCUCUCUCCAGAUCUCUAGCCCAUAAGUCGCCAUCCAUGCGGACUCCCACAGGCUCGGGCCCGGCCCAUGGCCAGCAGACUAGUGUCUCAUCACACCAAUACUCCACACCCCUCGCCGUCACAAGCGGGGUCGAUGAUCCAGUCAAUUUCAGCUCCCCCUCAGCUCUCCUAGCUCUGGGAGGCUAUACUGGCAUCAGCCCUUCGCCUGCGGUGCAUGAUGGCCUUGGAGCGAGUAUGAAUGAAAGUGACAUCCAAAAUCUUGGUAUGCAAGGAAUCAAGCUCGGGGUUGCGCGCGACAACGACGAGGAGCAAAGGAAUCGCAUCGACGAGGUCGUUCAAAUGCUGCGCACGCGCGUUUCGGGAAGAGGCGUCAGCCGUGAGAGUGUGGAGCGUUUAAGUCGACUUGAAGGAUUCGAAUCCAUUUGGCAAGACGACAACCUCAACAUUGCCGGCAACUUUGUCGAUCUGGAAGUUGAAUUCUACCCCGGCCUUGAUGUCGUCAAAGAUGUUAGUCUACGAUAUGCCACACCUGAGUACACGGAAGGUGUCCGACGCGACCAAGCCACGGAAGUCCUGAAGCGCACUCUUGCACAGUCGCCGGAAGAGGCUGAAAUUGGGAAAUGGAGGUCACUACAACAAUUCCACGAGAACUUACAAUGGCUUGCCAAUCUUGACAAACUCAGCCAAGAGGUCAAUUGCUUUGAGGCAUUGGAGAAUCUCGAGGAGAAUUUCAAGCGGAUUUGGAGCGAGGAGAACAAGAAUGGGAAGCACGGUGGUGACUACCAGCACCUUUGCGCUGGUGUUCUUGGACGCCCCAGAAUGCACAAAGGUACUCGAAUUGGCCUCGGCUUGGAAUAUUGGGUUGAACAAGCGAAAGUCCUGGAUGCAAAAAACAGCAAGAAAUCGGCGGAUGCCAUGGAUAUCGAUCAGCAACGCGAUCAAGACUCGAAGAUUGAGCUGGAAGAUCAAGACAGAUCAUGGGCCGUUAUGGUUGAAUGUGAAGUAGGAUAUCCUUCUCUUCGCAUCUCAAAAGAAUGGGUUGGAAGUGAAGCGUUCACCGCAGGUGAAAGUAAUGAGUCGCUUCCUUCAAACGGUGCUGCAGGUUCUGUGAACUGGCUGGACCCUCCGCAGACUAUGCGUCUGACACACGGGAAUCAUGAUCCCAUGGCCAUGGACUCUAGCAUGCUGGAGUCAUCACCGCCCAAUCGUCGGUUCGUUGCUAAGCUGGAACCUGCUCUCGACGUUCCCAUACUCGCUGCCUCAGACAUAUAUCGACAUCUCGGCAUGCAAUUACCGCAGGACUACAAGAUGAUCACAUAUGACGCCUUGUUGGUAUCGGACUCUUCUAUGUCGCCAGUUUCAUCUCCACAUAUUGGUCGCAGGAAGCGCCAGAUGCAGGUGCAGGCUGUUGACUCCAAGGGUGAACAACAGACGAAACGUCAUAACUACACAUUCCAAGCGUUUGAAUCUAUCCCUGGUCAGACUCUUCACGAGCUACCUUUCUCGCAUCCACGACAACUUGCAGACAUACUUCCUAUUCUCCGGCAAUAUGCAUUGUUAGCCAACUUGAUUAGGAAGACAUUCCAACCAUCAGAGCAGGAAAACGGAAGCACCGAUGGGCUUUCUGUCACAGCCACUGAUAAAUCUUCCUUCUCGCACCAGGCCUCAAAUGAGUUCACUAACCCUGAUGGGCUCACUAUAUUGAGCAACGAUAAUCCCAAUGAGGAUAGACUCAAUCUUCUGCUUGGCAUCAAAACACCAGAACAGAGCAAUGAAAAUUCCAGCUAUGGAAGCUCGACUCCUCUCAGUGGAGGACAAAGUCUCGUUCAAUCACCCUGGGACGAUGUCAAAGUGGAUGUAACCUUGCGCACCCAACUUGGGCAAGCGCCUGCUUUGAUGUUGCUGAUUUCAGAUCACCAAGGCCGGGAAGAUGACCUUUCGGCUCAAGGCCGACCUCGUCAAAUUGCAAUCUGCUUUGAGGUUGGGCUGAACGGUCAAGUCUCGGUUGUAGAGACUGCAGGCUUGGCUAAUGGCGGAAGCGGCGGCGAUGCGGAAAUGCAGGGCACAGACGACGCCGGCUCCAGUACCGGCGAGAUCCAAAAGCAAAUUGCCAGAGUGCUUGAGGUCUCACAAGACUUGGGCAUUCUGGUGGAGUGGGUUUUGCGCUGGCUCCAGCAGCGUGCUGGCGGGUAG